This is a messenger RNA of Thermochaetoides thermophila DSM 1495, 1104 nucleotides long. Its product is annotated as putative COP9 signalosome protein. The transcript has 2 exons. The record is from RefSeq and is a predicted model, not a curated record. The coding region runs from base 1 to 1104 and encodes 367 amino acids. NCBI's taxonomy places the organism in Eukaryota, Fungi, Ascomycota, Sordariomycetes, Sordariales, Chaetomiaceae. Gene Ontology annotation, cellular component: COP9 signalosome.
AUGGAACAAGUCAAGGCUCUGAACGCGCUCGAGCCCUUCGUGGCUCUUAGCAAGUCGGCCGCGUCUCCCCGCGUCGCAGCCGACCUGGUCAUGCAGGCGACUUCAGCUCCGAAUACUUUCAUCUUCACCGAGCUCCUAGAAACACCCCAGAUCCAAGCUCUUUCCAAGUCCGAGGAGUUCGCUUCCUACCUGAACCUCCUACAAAUUUUCAGCUACGGUACCUACGCAGACUACAAGUCUUCUCCCGGUCUGCCCGAGCUCAACGAAGCCCAGCGCCUAAAGCUCCGCCAGCUCUCCCUACUCACCCUUGCCCGCAAGGACGCCGGCGCGGGUUCCCCCGCCUUGACAUAUGCGGCCCUGCAGGAGGCCCUCGAUCUCCCCACCCGCCAGGCCCUGGAAGAGCUCGUCAUCAGCGCCGUAUAUGCGGGCCUGAUCAAGGCGCAGCUCAACCCAAAGGAAUCAGUCGUGCAGAUCAACAGCGUCGCCCCGCUGCGCGACGUCGCCCCCACUGCCGUUGACAGCCUGCUUGCCAGCCUGCAGGCCUGGUCUGACCGUUGCGACGACACGCUCGCUAAGCUCGAGCGGGAGAUGCAGCGCGUUCGGGAUAACGCUAACAAACGCGCAGCCAGAGAGGCGGCCCGCGCCGAGGAGACCAAGAAGCUCAUAGAGGCUGAGCAGAAUGGUGAGGAUGCCCCGAGGCUGCCCCCUCUUUUUUUCGAGAAGAAGUAUACCAAGGCGAUCACCGUUCCCGGUCCCGCUACGGCUGCGAUUGCGAGUGCAGCAUCCUCUGCGGCCGGGCCCUCUUCUACUCCUGCUGUGGCAAGCCCCUCUACUAUGUUCCCCGGCCCCAACCCCAUGGAACUUCCCAUCCGCACUAAGCCAGGUACUGCCCCUGCCGACGGCGACGAGGCAAGCGCCUUGUCCGAUAAGGGCCCUUCUUCCAAGUGGACGAAGGUCCUGGCCAUCUUCAAGCUCAAGGGCAAGGUCAAGGCCAAGGAUGGCAGCCCGCUGCCUGAGGACGAUGACGAUGCCAACACUGACAACAAGGUGAACUCAACACAUCCAUCAAGACGCCCAGCUCAUACCACUGUUUCAAUUACCUAG